Harpia harpyja (harpy eagle) is the source of this 6054-nucleotide messenger RNA. RefSeq names its product transmembrane and coiled-coil domain family 1 (gene TMCC1). NCBI's taxonomy places the organism in Eukaryota, Metazoa, Chordata, Aves, Accipitriformes, Accipitridae. The coding region runs from base 166 to 2097 and encodes 643 amino acids. The record is from RefSeq and is a predicted model, not a curated record. Gene Ontology annotation, biological process: endosomal transport; endosome fission; membrane fission. The transcript has 4 exons. Gene Ontology annotation, cellular component: endomembrane system.
UAAGCAUGAGAUCACCGUGGCACAGCUGCAUGUGUAGUCACUCUUGAAGCAAUUGCACACCUAAUUGGCUGACAAUCUUGGCAUUUUUAAAACAAACACAAGCCUUUUAAAAACAGGGGACGUAUUUAUGUAUGAGUAGUCAAAUAAACCUGUUGGGUGUCAUCAAUGGAGCCCUCUGGCACUGAACAGUUGUGUGAUGACCCUGAUCCUGGAGGCAAAUCCCAAGAUCAAGAGACCAAAAAACAACAUGAAUCAGAGCAAAAAUUAUCCAAAAUAACCCAUAAUGCUUUGGAGAACAUUAAUGUGAUUGGUCAAGGCUUGAAGCACCUUUUCCAGCAUCAGCGCAGGAGGUCAUCAGUUUCUCCGCAUGAUGUUCAGCAAGCUCAGGCUGAGCUGGAGCCUGACAUGGAUUUGGAAAGCCAAAGCGUCUGUGCUGAAAUUGAUGGUGUCUCCACCCACCCCACAGCUCUGAACCGAGUGCUUCAGCAGAUCAGAGUGCCACCUAAAAUGAAGAGAGGGACGAGCCUGCACAGCAGGCGGGGCAAGGCAGAUGCCCUGAAAGGAAGUCCACAGAUCAACAGGAGGUCUGCCCAAGAUAGUCAAUCAGGUCGGCCCAGAUCGUCAUCUACUACAGAUGCUCCCACAAAUUUGUCCGUGAUGGAGAUUGCUUCUUCUAUCUAUGUAGGUGGAGAGGAGGCCACAACAGCAGCAAUCGAGCGAUUGGAAGUCAGCAGCUUAGCGCAGACCUCCAGUGCUGUGGCCUCGAGCACUGAUGGCAGCAUCAAUGCAGACUCUGUUGAUGGGACCCCAGAUCCUCAGCGUACAAAAGUGGCUAUCACACACCUGCAACAGAAGAUACUGAAGCUGACCGAGCAGAUCAAAAUCGAACAAACAGCCCGUGAUGAUAAUGUGGCAGAGUACCUGAAACUGGCCAACAAUGCAGACAAGCAACAGAGUGCCCGCAUUAAGCAAGUGUUUGAGAAGAAGAAUCAAAAGUCAGCCCAGACCAUCUUGCAGCUGCAGAAGAAACUAGAACACUACCAUCGAAAGCUGCGAGAGAUCGAACAGAAUGGGAUCCCUCGGCAGCCAAAGGAUGUCUUCAGGGAUAUGCAUCAGGGUUUGAAAGAUGUUGGAGCAAAAGUCACUGGCUUCAGUGAGGGAGUAGUAGACAGUGUAAAAGGUGGGCUUUCCAGUUUCUCCCAAGCCACACAUUCAGCAGCCGGAGCUGUGGUUUCCAAACCCCGGGAGAUUGCCUCCCUCAUAAGGAACAAGUUUGGGAGUGCAGACAACAUUGCUAAUCUGAAAGACUCCUUAGAGGAAGGCCAGGAAGAUGGGACAGGAGGCAAGGCUCUAGGUGUUAUUCAGAACUUUCAGUCAAGCCCAAAAUAUGGCAGUGAAGAGGACUGCUCCAGUGCCACGUCGGGCUCAGUGGGAGCCAACAGCACAACAGGGGGCCCUGUGGGAGCUUCUAGCUCCAAAACAAACACUCUGGAUAUGCAGAGCUCAGGGUUUGAUGCAAUACUGCAUGAGAUUCAAGAAAUUCGAGAGACACAGGCAAGACUGGAAGAAUCAUUUGAGGACCUUAAGGUUCGCUAUCAGAGAGAUUACUCAUUAAUAAUGCAGACUCUGCAGGAGGAGCGGUACAGAUGUGAAAGACUCGAAGAGCAGCUAAAUGACCUGACUGAGCUCCACCAGAAUGAGAUCCUCAAUUUAAAACAGGAGCUGGCCAGCAUGGAGGAGAAAAUUGCCUAUCAGUCUUAUGAGCGAGCCCGGGACAUUCAGGAGGCACUGGAAGCAUGCCAGACCCGCAUCUCCAAGAUGGAGCUGCAGCAGCAGCAGCAGCAAGUGGUGCAGCUGGAGGGGCUGGAGAACGCCACGGCCAGGAACCUGCUGGGGAAGUUCAUCAACAUCCUCCUGGCCGUCAUGGCUGUCCUCCUCGUCUUCGUCUCCACUGUGGCCAACUGCGUCGUGCCCCUCAUGAAGACUCGCAAUAGGACGUUCAGCACUUUAUUUAUAGUGGUUCUCAUUGCCUUUUUGUGGAAGCACUGGGAUGCCAUCACCGGCUACUUGGAACGGUUCUUGUCUCCCCCCAGAUGAUGGCAGCAGGAAUUGGCUGCGUCGCCCUCCUCCCGGUGCUCUCAGUGAGCAAGUGUGGCAAAGAUUAGUCAGCAACUACUCUGCUGAAGUUUUAAAGUGUCUGAGUGAAUUUGUUUACAUUUAGAAUAACGUUUUUUCUCUGCGAGAUGCAUUGCAAUAGUAUUUUUUAGAUUUUAUUCAAGAACUCUUUUUGGCAAGAAUCCUGGAUAAUUUUUAUGUAGCAUGGUUCUCUUUGGAUGCAAAUCUUAAGAUUCUUUAAAGUGUACAAAAGAAAUAAAUAAAAUGCAGAAAUUUGGAGCAUACCAAUGGGCAAUUUAAAUUGUGGCUUGAACUACUGUACUAAACCUGUCAAGAAGAAGAGAACGUGGUUAGCUUAAGAUGAGCAAAGCUAAAUCUAGUGCACAGCCUUGAAUGAUGGUACCACAGCAAACCUGUAACACUAAACUUUUACUGUGAAGUCUGCUCACAUUCCAUGUCCAAAUGUAUGCGUUCAGAGUGGUUUCUUUCCUUAACAAGAGAAAAACAACAACGUGUAGAUCUCUUUCCCAGCUCAGCGUCUGGGUUUGCCAUUUGUGCUAACCCGACUUACAAUAACUUUCUAUAAGGCUGGCUAACUUUGCUAAGCGUAUGAAGUGGAAGCCUCAUGCCAUACACAGUAACUGCACAGUCGUGCUACAGUAUUUUGAAGUAGUCCUUGAAAUACUUAUCUUUAAGCAGAAGCCCUUGGUCGCACUUUUAAGGUUUUUUUUAUAUAUGUAUAUUCACAGAUUUAAAAAAAAUCCAAACAGCAUACUUGAAGAGUGUAAUACUCAAACUCUCAGUGCUUCCUUAUUGUUUCUAAUAGGAUUUUUUAUUAUAAUUAUUAUUAUUAUUAUUAUUAUUGGGGGUUUUUUUGGAAGGGGUUGGGAGGGUCGUUACUUUUUUUUUUCCUUUUAAAUAAAGAAGUGAUGUUUUUAAAUGAAGAAAUGUGUGAAUAAUUGUGAGCCGUCUUGUCCUGAAACAGUUUUGAGGAGGGCAGAGAGUAGUUUCUAGUGCCAGCCUGUCUGGAAUGCAGCACUGUUCAUAUGCCAUUUAUCUGUCCUCCUGAGCAUGCAGAUGCAGCAUCAUGAAAAACAUCUAUCUUCUCCACACAUUUUUGUCACGCAGGGCUUUUUUUUCUUUCUCCAGAUGUGAAGGAGAGUAUGUUUAUAUUUCUCAUUUGCACGUCAUAUCUCAUUCCUGGCCUCAGGAUAAGAAUAAGGAAUUUCUUUUUGUCUCUUCCUAGGGGAAAGACAGGUUCUUUUAAGGAAAGAAAUACUGAAUCGACAGUCCACUUAAAAGAAUGGUUGUCUCAGAAGUAUCUCUGAUUUAAUUUUUAAAUAAACCCCUAAAAAGUUAAACCAAAGUUUUCCUCCUGUCAGGCUCUGGUAAGAUCAUUUGUGUGUCUGUGUCAAGAUCUUCUUUGUACACUGUAUCUGCGUGGUGUGCCAUAGAGAGCAUCCUCUUCUUCAGCCAUGGGGGCAAGUACUUGGUGUAAACACCUUUUCGAAGCUUGAAAGGAAAUGUCAGCUUCAAGUGUAAUUCCCAAGUCCUAGCAACAUGCUAUUGCUGGUGACCUGUUGGGACUGGCAGGCAGGCUUCAUGUCCAAGGAAUCUGCGUUCACUCUAUGCUGUUUUUUUUAAGUGGUGUCCCUUUCACCAUAACAAAGCCAAGAUUCAACCUUUGUCUCCAUGAAAUAAAAAAAGACUCCAGGAUUCUCUUUCAAAACCAUUUAUGGUGUUUGGUUAGAUCUUACUGUUUUCCUUCCUUCCAGGCUUAAGUUCCCUCUAGGAACCAAAUGUUCCCCAAGUGACCUAAACCAGUUGAAAUCAUACGUACACAUAUAUUGAACAUGUACAUCAUAUAUAGAUGUAUACACAGAAGUCUAGGACUUUAUGCUAUGAUGCAAAUUCUGGGUUCUGAGAAAUUCCCUCAAACUAGGUUAGCAGCCUUGAGGGUCUUCUGAUUGCCAGCAGAGGCAAGCCCUCUGCUGUCCAGCUACCCUUCUUCCUUCAAAGAUUCUGUUUUUUCCAUAGUCACAGGAAACUCAGGUACCCCCCCUCCCCAGGGAUUCCCAGCACACCUCUCUCUGUCACCAUGUGCACUCAUCUGCUCCUGUCCUACUUAAAACACAAAUGGCCAAUUGCAGCUGACUCAAGCCAAAAAUAAUGAUGCUUUCUACAGAGUUGCAGACUGAGCAAAGACUGCAUAAACAUUCCCUCCCUAGACCAUGCUUCUAGCUCCAGUGAAACUCUUAUUCUGUUUACCACCCUUCUCUGGCUGAUUCAAAUUGCAUGGAUAACUAUUGUCUUCCCAUUACGCAGUUUUUGUCAGAAAUAAAGGUGUGAAUAACAGUAAGAACUGAUUUGGCACAUAAUUGAAAAGCUUUGUUGCCUUUAUUUCUGAAACCUGGCCUUUGCACCUGUUUUUCUCCGUUGUGGUCACACUAGAAUUGCUCAUGGUAAGUUUUUAUGUGGUCAAAGCAGGAAGGAGUUGAAAGGCAAUGGAUCUGGACACUUGGUGCCACUUGUCCAUAGCAUUUGAAGGAAGUGUUUGUCCCUCUUCUUCCUUAUAUCCUAAUUUCAUUUAUUGUCUCAACUCUGUGUCGUCUUCAGUAAAUACCAUUUGCUAAUUUGCCAGAAAGCACAGGCUUAAUAGAAACUUAUCACCUCAAAACUGUUUGGUGAAGGCCAUGUACAUAUGGUUCUGGACAAUGUCUGUUUGUCUGUCUCUUUCUCUCUCGACAGUUUCUUCCAUUCCAGAAAGUUGUCUGCAGUAAUGCCAUAUGUGAUGCUGCAUCCACUUUUCAUAUCCUAACACAACUGCCAUGUGUUUUGCCUUUUGCAUUAGCAGAACGCUUUGGGGUUUUCCUCCCUCUUCAAUUUGAAGGUCUGUGAUGAUUUCUGAUAGCUUAACAAUGAUUAUAUUGUUGGAAAUGUGAUUCUAGCUUUAAAGCUCCCUUUCCUUGUUAAGUGGUUGUGUUUGCUUUCUUGAAACGUUUCUGGAUGACACGUAGAAGACAGUUUCUGCCACGGAUGUGAGUGUGCGUGUGAGUACCUUUUAUUAGCCUUCCUUAUGGAUGUAAACUUUUUAGUGACCAUCUCUGAGUUGCAGAAUGUUUCCCAAAACAUUUCAUAUUCAGAGUUGAAAUGAUUCUGAAAUUGCUUAGAUAUGUUUAGCACAUAUCAACUUGGCAUAUAAAAAGGGAAGAAUAUAAUGGACUGUGUUAGUUCAAAAAGCAGCAGCUCUUCAUUGAAAUUCUGUGGUUGAAAUGAAGAUCAUCUGUUUCCCCCAUUUGCUUUCUCAAUGUAAAGGAGAAAGAAAAUACUGAUGCAAAAAACCCUACCAUCUUAAAUUUUGUAAAGUUCUCUUUUCUCUCAGCCUCAUUAGUUUAGUUUAGUGAUACUCUGCAUGCUCACAGCAAUUAUUUCAUUGGUUUAUUCCAAUCCCAUGAGUCUUAGGGUCUGAUCAGAUUAAAUGUUGACUUCUGUACAUGUUGCACUGGGACAGAAAAGCACUGUCUUUCAGCUUUGAAAAUAUGCAUUUUUUUAAUUAAAAAAGCAGCAUUCUAACAAAAGAAGCCAAGCUACAAAAGGGUUCAAGAUUGGGUAGUUUUGCCAGUUUUUAAGUGAAUUCUGAAUGUGGCUAAAGAGUUAAAAACCCUGUGUGUCUGUGUUGUGUAUGCCAGGUGGUAUUGUAGUAGGCAAUUGACUUAGCUGUAAGUGUGUUUUAAAAGUGUAAAAAAAUAAACAGAAAAACUCACUUGCACGGGUUGAAAAGUACAGAAAUGACACUUGUGAACGUAACACUGUAGUUUAUAGAUCUUAAGCUGCUAAUUGUUGAGAGAGAUUUACAUUUGUCUUGUCUGAUUGUCACAGAUUUAUCUGUGACGCUUUUACUGUAUAUAAAAAACUUUAAAUAAAGACCUCAGCUAUUAA